AUGGCUGCCACUACCAUGGCUGCCACUACCAUGGCUGCCACUACCAUGGCUGCCACUACCAUGGCUGCCACUACCAUGGCUACCUACCAUGGCUACCACUCACUACCAUGGCUACCUAUCAUGGCUGCCCCCUACCAUGGCUAUGGCUACCUAUCAUGGCUACCCCCUAUCAUGGCUACCCUUACCAUGGCUACUACAUGA
Molecule: messenger RNA, 201 nt
Organism: Letharia columbiana
Lineage: Eukaryota; Fungi; Ascomycota; Lecanoromycetes; Lecanorales; Parmeliaceae
Exons: 1
Coding region: 1-201 (66 amino acids)
Source: RefSeq, a predicted model, not a curated record